Drosophila albomicans is the source of this 1747-nucleotide messenger RNA. It is a transcript of the gene slp2, whose product is annotated as fork head domain transcription factor slp2. The transcript has a single exon. Gene Ontology annotation, biological process: regulation of transcription by RNA polymerase II. Lineage: Eukaryota; Metazoa; Arthropoda; Insecta; Diptera; Drosophilidae. Gene Ontology annotation, cellular component: nucleus. The coding region runs from base 296 to 1726 and encodes 476 amino acids. The record is from RefSeq and is a predicted model, not a curated record. Gene Ontology annotation, molecular function: DNA-binding transcription factor activity; sequence-specific double-stranded DNA binding.
GCGCAGCGGACGUGCGAACGAAAGCAGCGUGAAAAGAAAACGUGCAAACGGCAGCGGCAAAACGGUAAACGAGACAAACGAUAAACGACUUGCGAUAAACGAUAAACGAUAAAUGUAAUAUCCAAUUUGAAUAUAUAUAUUACAUAUUGAAUACAAUAUUGACGCGUGUGGGCGUUUUUAGCUGUUGUGUGAUAUCAAUUGAAUUAAAUUACAAAUAGAAAAAAAGUAAAUAAUGCAUCGUUAGCAUAGCAAAGAAAACAUCAAAUUGGAGCAAACAGCAAAUUGAGAGUGCAAAAUGGUGAAGAUCGUUGACGAGCUCAAUGCGCAUCAUCCACACAAUCACACACCACACACACACACACACACGCACACACACACACACCAUCCACAUCCACAUACACUUCCGCAUCCGCACCUGAACACCGUCGGCGCUUUGAAUCUGAAUUUGAAUCUAACGCCGGCAACGUUGCUCAUGAAAAUGGCACGAACGCCGCAUCUCAAGUCGAGCUUCUCCAUCAAUGCCAUUCUACCCGAGACAGUGGAACAGGACGAACAGGAGCAGGAACAGCUGGAGACGCAACAGCAUGCGCAGCAGGCUCAAAAGUUCAACAACAACAACAACAACAGUAGCAGCAACAACAACAACAACAACAAUUCGCCGCUUGGCUCAGAGCCGGAAAGUGAUGUGGAAUCGGAUCUCGAUGUGACUUCCAUGUCACCGGCGCCAGUCGCCGAUGUCGAUGUCGAUGAACCCGAUGAAGAUGAUGUCGAUGCCGAUCAGGAUGCCGAUGCCGAUGGCGAUGGCGAUGAAGAUGUGGAAUGUGAUAACGAUGGCGAUUCAGAGACCAAAUCAACGGAUGGCAAACCCAUCAAGGAUAAAAAGGGCAACGAAAAGCCACCGUAUAGUUACAAUGCGCUCAUCAUGAUGGCCAUACGCCAGAGCCAGGAGAAGCGUCUGACCCUCAAUGGCAUCUACGAGUACAUAAUGACGAAUCAUCCGUAUUAUCGGGACAACAAACAGGGAUGGCAGAACUCCAUACGCCACAAUCUCAGCCUGAACAAGUGCUUUGUGAAGGUGCCCAGGCACUACGAUGAUCCCGGCAAGGGCAACUAUUGGAUGUUGGAUCCCUCCGCCGAGGAUGUCUUCAUUGGCGGCUCCACGGGCAAACUGCGACGUCGCACCACAGCCGCAAGUCGUUCCCGCUUGGCAGCCUUCAAGCGUUCGCUGAUUGGUCCCAUGUUCCCGGGUCUGGCGGCAUAUCCACAAUUUGGACAGUUCCUCACGUAUCCACAGGCGGCGCCCAGUUUGCUGGCCAGCAUGUAUCAACGCUACAAUCCCUUUGCCCCAAAGAGUCCGUUGCCCGGCAUGGUGCAUCCAGGACAUCCAGGUGGCCAUCCGGCCGCAGCGCCACCGGCUGCGCAUCCCGCCUCGUUCGUUAGUCCCGCCAGCAGCCAGGAGCUGUAUCAGCGUCUGCAGUAUCAGCAGUUGUUGCAUCAACAUGCCGCUGCCGCCGCUCUGGCGGCACAUCAAAGGCAGCUCAGUGCUGCGUUGCCCACGGCGCCGGCGCCACAGCCUCACAUGACACAUCUGGGACAACCGCCGUCGUCACCAGGCAGCCAGCAACAACAGCAGCAGUCGGGGAGUGCUGGAAGUGGAGCUGAGUCGAGCUCCCGUUCGCCUGGACCGCUGAUGAAGCCCGUUACAGUUGUCAGCCGCAACAGCUGAACGGGGAGUUUAGUCAAUAAG